Molecule: messenger RNA, 4924 nt
Organism: Procambarus clarkii (red swamp crayfish)
Lineage: Eukaryota; Metazoa; Arthropoda; Malacostraca; Decapoda; Cambaridae
Source: RefSeq, a predicted model, not a curated record
GCAGGUGUUUUGCACACAGUUUGAAUUGGAGAAGGUGAAGGGACGCAGGGCGGCCUUCGCUCCUACCUUCUGCUGCUACUAUCCUGCCUUAUAAUCUCACUUUCUCUUUAGUUGUGAAAGUGACCUGGUGAGAUGGAUGUUGCUGAAGAAUCAAAGUGUUGGGAGUUAAGUAAGGAGAAUAUUCAGCCUUUGAGACAAGGAAGGAAAGAGACGGUUCUAUCUGUAGCCCUUGAUGAAAGUGCUUCACAGGCGCUAAAUAUUACUAGACAUGCAUUUGAAGAGGAGCUCCGCACAUAUUCAGGGGAUGAUCCCCUGGAUGUAUGGUAUCGCUAUUGUCUCUGGACUGAGCAGAACUAUCCUAAGGGUGGGAAGGAAGGUAAUAUAAUUAAAAUAGUUCACAUGUGCUUGAAAGACAUUCACGCCAGCGAUGAAAAACGAGAAAAAUACAAAAAUGAUCCACGUAUGUUGGAUAUCUGGAUUAAAUGUGCAAAUGUAAGUGCAUCACCAAUUGAAUGCUACCAGACUUUAGAAGCUAAAGGGCUAUUCACUUCACUUGCUGAAUUUUACAUCAGUUGGUCUUGGGAGAUUGAAAAGAUUGGAAAUUACAAACGAGCUGACAAUAUCUAUCAAAAGGGUAUUCAGCUUGGUGCAAAACCUGCUGAUGUUCUUCAUGAAGCUCACAAAAAAUUCCAAAUGCGAGUGGCUAGAUCAACUAUGGAGGGAAUGCUUGAAGGCAAUGAAUUGAAUACAGAACCACAUCGAGCAGUACUUACCUCUCUCAAGCCUCAAGGUCGCAACAAUCGUGUUGGCUAUGAACGUGUGGGAUCAUCUGUGCUUGGGCCUGCAGGACGUAUUUCCCAAGAUCAGCCAAUAAAGAAUGCCGGAGGUCCUGCAUUUUCAAUAUUCCAAGAUUCAAACACAUCUACUGGCCAUCAUCAUGAUAGCAGAAUUGAUGACAAAGGUGGUGUACUUCCUAUAGAAGCCACAAUAAACCAAGAAAAUGUAAAAAAACCUGGUUUAUGGACUAAAAACAAAGUUCAACAGAAAGCUAUUAAAGUUGUACCUGUGGAAGACCUCAAUAAAUACAACAAACCUGCAUUCUCUCUUCAUAAGGAUGAAACUGCAUUGCAGUAUGUAGUAGCUACACCAGCAAAACUCCCACAAACAAGCAAUGUUUUAUCAAUUCGCAACAAUGAAUUUAAAGACUGGAAUGUUGCAUUGUUCAUUCCAGAGCCAUUUGACCCAAAUGUGCAACCACAAUAUUGUAAACACAAGGUUUAUUGUGGAACCGAAGAAUUUAGUUUUGAGGAGUUAAAAGCUGCAAACUACUUCAAAAUACAAAGAGAGAAAGAGAAAGUAAAAUAUGAUGAGCUAAUUCUGAUGCGUGAAAGGAUCAAAGAACAAGACAGGAUGAUAAAACAGUUACUGCAAGGAUGUAGCCAGCAGAAACAUGCUCAAGCAACACAGAUGAGACAAAUGCCAGAGUUAGUGGUGAACUCGCCAGAAACUCACAUGAAGUGCUUACUUAAGAAACGGAAGCGAGAGCAAAAUGUUGAGAAUACGAGCCAUAGUAUUUACCAAGACAGCUGGAUUGCCAUUAACAAAUCGGUUAAUGCCUCUGCUAAUGCUUCACAUUUCUUGGAUGAAAGCAGUACAAGUGCAUUGCUUCAGUGUCAACCAGCCACAGCCGGUGUAGGCAAUAAGGAUUCGUCUAUUACAAAUAUCUUGACUCCAGUCUCAUAUGGUGUCAGUUCAGCAGGUCAGGAUAAUUCAAACCUCAGCAGCGGUGGCAAUUCUCGUGUUUUAAAUGUGACUGAAACCACUGUUAAUACAAAACUGGCCAUGAACAUGAUAAAUGACAUGUGGUCUACAAGCUUGUUUCAUGGAGAUUUACAGCAGGAUACUUGUGGUUCAGGUAUAGAGUCUGAGAUUAAUACUGAACCAAUAGGUGACAAAAUUCCUCCUUUUACUAUAUAUCAGGAUGGCAAUAAUGGCCAAGGUAAUGUAAAGCCUUCACAGCCAUUUGCUGUAUUUGAAGAUAUGAAGGAUACAGAUGAUAACACUGAUUGUAAAGCCUUGGACCCCAAUGAUCAGUACAUGGAAGAUCAAGAUGAAAACAGACCACCUCCAGGACUGGUCCAGCAACAGGAGCAUCGACAGAUCACAGGCAUCCUUCAACCUUCAGCAAACAUUCCUAUCCUACCCCUAGAUCAGUGUCCACAGGAAGAUAUGGAAAUAAACAAAAAAGAUUCAAAGUGUGGAUUUAGUGGAGCCAACGGAGUCUCUGAUAACGAUGAUAUUGAAGGCAUUGUUCCCCUGGAUGGUUUAAGCAUGGCAGAUUUCACCAUGAAAAUACCAAACAAUGAAGAUGCUUUUGCGAAGAUGGCAAAUGUAGCCUCAACUCCCAGCCCUUGGACACUUGUUAAGGUUCCACAAGCCACAGUCAUUGGAGAAGAUUUUACAAUGGCUGUCAUGAAAGCAUUCAACCACUUCCCUCUCAUAGAAGAUGAUGAGAAAAUUGAUGAAAAUGAAGUAAAGAAAAAAGAGAGUGAAGAUCUAAUGCCUCCUCCAACAAUACAGCCACCUCCUGUGCUCUCUCCAUGUCCUGCAAUAAAGACUGGACUUUCUCCUAUUAUGGAAGCAUCAAGAGAAUACAGGUCAUCGUCCUCAAGUAGUUCGGGAUAUUCUACUACAUCAACAACACUUGGUGGACAUUCUGUACAUGGACUUACGCAACAUGGCGGAUUCUCCAUUAGCACUCAGAUGUCUCGCUCUCGCCAUUACUCCAACUCUCAACCUGAAUAUACACUUGAAAGUGCCACUGCUCAGACAGACUUCACCAAAUCUGGAUAUUUUGCUGACAAAUCCAGAGGAGAGAGCUUGGCUGACUCAAGAACUGACAUUUUAGCAUCACAGAAUCCUGUUCGGGAAGAAGAAAAAGACUAUUUCAUGUUUGAUCCCCAGCAGGCAGCAGCUAUGUUAAUGGAUAUGGAUGACAUGAUGCCAGCUUCAUUGGCUGAAUCUACUAGAUUGGAGAGUAAAGGAAGUGUGAUUUUAACAAUGAAUGAAAAAACCAACCUUCAAGACAAAAUAAAUCCCUUUGCUGACGAAGUAUUGCAGUGUGUUCUCUCAAGUUUGAAGGACCCUGUUGAAACACGUAGUGGCUUUGUGACCCUUCAGGGAAAUCUUCCAGUAAUAAAGCCCAAUUUUCAGAUUGCUUUAGGGAGCGAGAUGUUCCAUGUUCGUCGCAUUCGAGGUGAGGGAGCAUAUGCAAAAGUGUUCCAGGCAUCAACAAUGGACCCAAUGAAUGUCACAAUAUUACCUACUGAUGAUGAUUUUGAAGAUGAAAAUGAUGAGCAUCAGAUGAUCCUGAAGGUGCAGAAACCAGCAUGCCCCUGGGAGUUUUACAUCUGUCACGAACUAAGAAAUCGCCUGAAAUCGUGUGCUUAUACAGCAAACAUGCUCGAUUCUGUGAUGAGAAUAAACAGGGGAUAUUUCUUCACCAAUGGUUCCAUUCUUGUGAAUCAGUAUCAUAAGUAUGGAACUCUGUUGGAUGUUGUUAAUGGUUAUAAGACUGCAGGGAAGUCCAUACCCGAGGAAAUUGCAAUGUACUUUAUUAUAGAAGUAUUGUCAGUCCUGGAAGCACUGCAUAGCUGUAGCAUCAUACAUGCAGAUGUAAAACCUGACAAUUUCCUUAUUCGGGAAAUUCCAAAGAUCAACAAAAGUGCCACUACGCCAGCCGAGAUGUUUGCAGAGUGUCCUGUCUCGCUUAAGCUUAUUGAUUUUGGAAGAAGUAUUGACAUGAAGAGAUUUCCUCAAGGAACAACUUUUACAGAGAAGGUGACAACAGAGGGAUUUACAUGCUGUGAAAUGAGAGAUGGUCAGCCAUGGACUUACCAGACAGAUUUAUAUGGAGUUGCUGCAAUAGCUCAUUGUUUACUGUUUGGGAAUUACAUGGAAAUUGUGAAACUGCCCAAUAGUAAAUGGAACAUCAAGAAUCCUGUUUUUAAAAGGUAUUGGCAGAAAGACCUAUGGCAAAUGUUGUUUUCCACACUUUUGAAUGUGCCUUCCUGUUCUGCAAUUCCCAGCCUUACCCAGUUGAAAGAGAAGUUUAUGGAAACAUUUUUCAAGACUGAACAACAAAAAGAAAUUAAUGUCAAGUUCAACACACUCCUGUGUAUUGUGACUCAACGUCGAUGAGUCUGUUUACAGUGUUUAUUUUUUUUAGUGUGAAUGUCGGUUUCCCUUUGCAACUUGUUUACUGGAAUACCAAAGGUGAUAUUUUAUUAGUCAAAAUAUUAAGUGCCUCAAAUAAUGUAAAAUCUGUUUAAACGUGUAAAUGAUAAUUUGGUAUUUCAGGCUGCAAUGUCAAUCAAAUCACUUUGAGGUUACUGGAUCAUACCUGGAGAGGGUUUCGGGAUUUCGUCCCAAGCCUAUCCCCCAGGCCCUGGAGGCCCUUACACAGUAAUAGUUCUGAAGUGAAGUAACUAGUAACGAUGUAAUAUUUCUUUAUAUAUAUAUAUAUAUAUAUAUAUAUAUAUAUAUAUAUAUAUUAAACUACAUGCUGUAGAUUGUUCCCAAUAUGAAAGGAAUCUUGAUAUUUUCCAUAAUAAAAUCAUGCAAGAAGAGAACUUAAAUACUUUAUUUUUUGUAUCAAAAGUGGUGGUGUAAAGAUAGUUUUGUGGAUCAUUUAACUGAAUAGUUUGAAUUUUAAUGUUUUGUCAUAUAUUGGUGUAUUUGUACAUUUAACCAUUGAUGCAUGUUUGGCAAGUGUUAAUUUAAAAUGUUGUGAACAAACACUUGAAAAGCUGUGUGUUUUGAAUGCUUGUUUUUUUUAUAGGUGUAUUUUUUCAGUUUGUUUUUAACAAACAUUAGAAGUAGGCCUUCCUGAUCUGUUUUAAUGAAACAAUAAAGUACAAAGUAA